This is a messenger RNA of Tetrahymena thermophila SB210, 180 nucleotides long. RefSeq lists its product as hypothetical. The record is from RefSeq and is a predicted model, not a curated record. The transcript is spliced from 3 exons. Lineage: Eukaryota; Ciliophora; Oligohymenophorea; Hymenostomatida; Tetrahymenidae.
AUGUAGAAAAAACUCUCUAAAAAUUACAAUUUGAAGGAUGGUUAAUAUUGUAAUUAAAUAGAGUAAAUUAAACCAAUGGUUUAAAGUGAGAAAGGAAAUUUAAAUUGGUUUAUAUCAAUCAACAUCAGCAAGGAAGGUAAGGAGAGAGAAUUGAUUGAAAAUCUAAUCCUUAUUUAGUGA